UGGAUCGUGCACCACGGAACCGGACACUCGCUCGGUGCAAGAAUAGCCAUCAUGGCGGCGGAUCCCGGGCUAGAAAUGGCCUCAAUGAUCCCAGCCUUGAGAGAGCUAGCCAGUGCGAGUCCCGAAGCGUACAAUACUAUUGUUCAGAAGCCGAGACAAAUUCUUUGUCAGUUUGUAGACCGGAUUCUUACUGAUGUAGAUGUCGUUGCCGUGGAGCUGUCUAAGACGAUGGAAUCUCUUCCGAGUUCUGUGAUGCUGCUGGACUUCAUUAAGCACAUCAUGAAAUCCUCCCCGCUCAUGUUUGUCAGCGCCAGCGAGAGCAAUCAGCCCGGUGAAACCGAUCGCAGCUGCAUCGAGUUUAGCAACUGGAUCAUCACAAGGCUUCUGCGCAUCGCGGCUACGCCAAGCUGUAAAGCUUUACAUAACAAAAUCGCUGGUGUCAUCCGAUCGUUACUCUUUCUUUUCAAGAGUAAGAAGCCAUCCCUUUUUGGUGUUUUUACAAAAGACUUACUAGAUCUCUUUGAAGACCUUAUUUACUUACAUGAGCAAAACAUGGAAGCGUCUGUAGACUGGCCAGUGUCUAUAUGCAGGUUUCAAGCCAAUGCCAGCGAAAGCCACAUCUCUCUGCGUUCCGCUCCUUUCCAGCUGCCAAGCAUGCAGCAUGUCGAAGCUCUAGAACUCACGUUACUGAUGAUAUUGACAGACCAUGAUAACGAUGUUUCCGCUUUUUAUUUCCAAAGACAGAAUCUAAUUCUGUGGGGGAUAGGGUGCUCUUUGUUGGACCAUGGAAGCCCCCUUCUUAAAAGUCUUGCCUUGAAUUUCAUUAGAGAGCUGAUCAAGCUCGGGGGGCCACCUGAACAACCUGCAAACUAUUUCUUCACUGUGUUUUUUGGGUUGCUUGCACACAUCAAAGAAAUGGAUCCUGAAGAACGUUCAGUCUAUGAGAUGCCGUUGUUGGAGUUGGUGACCGUCUUAUUCCCUGUUGAGUCUGACUCUUACUUAAGCAUCCAACCUAUAUACCUAAACAUGCUGCUGGAGAACCUUGUGGCGCUAUUUGAAGCUGGUAUCUUGCAGAAUGUUUCCUCUGACCCAUUAAGAAGAGCACUCUGCUACACGUUUCACUAUUUCCUAAAUGUUGUUCCCCCGGGAUACGAAUCUGCUGUGGAAGUUCGGGAGAGCCUUGUUUGCCGCAUUACCAAAGUCUUUGUUGAGGUCCUUGGAGCACAGCGUCAACAAGUGUACCUGCUGAGCUCCCUGUCUGCGGCUCUGCGAAAGGACGGCCUGGAGUAUACCCAGCACCCGCAGCAGGUACAGCCCCUGCGUCCUGACUCCGAAUGUGGCGGAAGCAGCAGCGAUGAAGUCCACGAGAAAAGGCCUCGCUUGAGUCUGACCGCAAAACAAUCAAGAAAGCAUUCUUCAUCCGGAGGGAGUGUUCCAGUGGACAUGAAAUCAAAGAGUGCUCUCUGGAGAGAUAUUGACGUGAAGCUCUCCUCUCUUCUGCACACCCUUCGGCGUGAAGAUAUCACCGAGGAGGAUGUGCUGGGUUCGCUGGAAGGCGUCGCAGUCAUUCUGCAUGUUGCUGCUCUUUGCACCAGUCAUUUCUCCUCCGCAAUAAUUAACCAGAAAAAUUCAAAUUUGGGUGAAACUGGUUGUACGCGACCACUAGACGUAAGACCCCAGCUUAUCUGGCUUAGUGUAGAUGACAUCAUGGGAAUACUUACGACAUGCAGGAUGCUACUUGAUUCUGGAUGUCCGAAAACAAACAUGAGCAUUGUGUGGAUAAAGUUGGUGAAAAUAUUUGACGCCUUACUAUAUAUACAUGUGACUAGGCAAUUAAAUGACACAAUCCUCCGGUGCCUGUGUGAAAUGGCUUCUUUACCCUGGAUUCACAGCCAUUCCAACCAUCCUUCCUUUAAGGUGGCCGCAUUUGACCCUGCGCUUGUAAAAUUAAGUCUUCAGGUCUGUGAGACUUCAACGCCUGAAACCCAAUCUCACCUUGUAUUUCUCUUGUCGCUGUUCCCAAAUACGAUAAUUCCUGAAUGGAGAUUAGCGGUUUACCAUUGGGCUCUGGAGAGUCCAAAUGAUAUGGUGCGUGCUUACUGUAUUAAAGGCUUUCCUAUUCUUCUUCGCCAUGUUGGCCAACAAAUUUAUGGUCCCAUCCCAGAGAUUUUCCUAGAGCACUUGGAUGAUGAGUCCGAGUUGGUGAAGAGGGAGUUUGCCGGUGCUAUAGGCAAGUUAGCCUGUGGCCUUGCAUGUGGUUUUGAUCUGAAGAAUUCACCCGUGGAGCCGUCUGCAGAAUGUGAUCUCCUCUGCGGCAGCCUCAGGGUGAUGAUAUUACCGACUCCUGAACCCUCUCGUGUUUGCGCCUCGGCUUUCAAACCCUUCCUGUCGCUACUAGACAGAAGCACGCCAAGUUCUGUUAAAAUGGCCUUUAUUGAGAAUAUCCCAGAACUUUUUGCACACCUUGAUACUAAAGAUGGAUUGGAUUUGAGGGCCGUGGUUGAGGCGUUGCUGAAUCUUAUGGAAGAUCCAGACAAGGAAGUCCGAAUUGCUUUCAGUGGGAAGAUUAAAUAUAUAUUGGAGGUAGCAGACUCUGAGCAAGGCUAUCUAAAAGAGCUCCUUGUUACUCGGAUGAAAAGGGCUUAUACAAAUGCCAAGAUUGCCCGGGACAAUGAGAUGAAAGACACACUGAUUCUUACAACAGGAGAUAUAGGAAGAGCAGCGAAAGGUGACAUGGUGCCAUUUGCCCUUUUGCAUUUGCUGCACUGUCUUUUGUCCAAAUCCACAUCUGUGUCCGGGGCUUCGUACACAGAGAUUCGAUCCCUUGCAGCGGCAAAGUCUAUCCGGCUUCAGGAUUUUUUCAGUCAAUAUAAGAAGCCUAUUUGCCAGUUUCUUGUGGAAUCCCUCCACUCCAGCCAGAGGACCUUUCUCUGCAGCACCCCAGGUCUGAGCACUGAGGUCCAGAAUCAGGAGGCUGCCCAUCACAGGGAAGCGGCACUUGACAUGAUGUCUGAAAUCGCGAAUGUGUUUGAUUUCCCUGACCUGAAUCGCUUCUUGACACGGACCUUGCAAAUGUUGCUUCCAUACCUUGCGGCCAAAGCCAGUCCUACGGCCUCUGCUCUCAUCAGGACAAUUGCCAAGCAACUCCACGUAAACCGAAGGGAGAUCUUGAUUAAUAACUUCAAGUACAUCUUCUCCCACCUAGUCUGCUCAUGUACAAAAGAUGAACUAGAAAAGUCACUUCAUUAUCUGAAGAAUGAGACUGAGAUUGAAUUGGGCAGCUUGCUGAGGCAGGACUACCAGGGGUUGCACAAUGAAUUGCUUUUGCGGCUGGGCGAACAUUAUCAGCAAGUCUUCAACGGGCUCUCCAUUUUAGCAUCAUUCGCAUCAAAUGAUGAUCCAUACCAGGGGCCAAGAAACAUUACAAAACCAGAGAUAAUGGCAGAUUACUUGCAGCCCAAACUAUUAGGGAUAUUGGCUUUUUUUAAUAUGCACUUAUUGAGCUCCAGUAUUGGGAUCGAAGACAAAAAGAUGGCCUUAAACAGUUUGGUGUCCUUGAUGAAACUUAUGGGACCCAAGCAUAUCACUUCAGUUAGAGUAAAGAUGAUGACCACUCUCAGGACCGGCCUUCGAUACAAAGAGGACUUUCCAGAGCUCUGUUGCAGAGCUUGGGACUUGUUUGUCCGGUGCCUGGACCAAGCAUAUCUCGGUUCCCUCCUCAGCCACGUCAUUGUUGCAUUACUGCCUUUGCUUCAUAUCCAGCCGAAAGAAACCAUGGCGGUGUUUCACUAUCUCAUAGUGGAGAACAGAGAUGCUGUUCAAGAUUUUCUUCAUGAAAUCUAUUUUCUACCUGAUCAUCCAGAGCUUGGCGAAAUCCAGAAGGUUCUACAGGAAUACAGAAAAGAAACAAACAAAAGCACCGACCUCCAAACCGCAAUGCAAUUAUCCAUCAAAGCAAUUCAGCAUGAGAAUGUGGAUGUCCGAAUGCACGCCCUCACCAGUCUGAUUGAAACCCUGUAUAAACACCAGGCUAAACUAUUACAGUAUUCGACAGACAGCGAGACUGUAGAACCAGUUAUUUCCCAGCUGGUGACCGUCCUAUUAAUCGGGUGCCAAGAUGCUAACCCGCAGGCCCGCCUGCUGUGUGGUGAAUGCCUUGGACAACUCGGCGCCAUAGAUCCAGGUCGACUGGACUUCUCAUCAAGCGAUACACAAGGGAAGGGUUUCACUUUUGUUACAGGAGUUGAAGAUCCAAAUUUCUCUUAUGAGUUACUUACGGAGCUAACCAGAGCGUUUCUUGCACAUGCAGAUAAUGUCCGUGCUCAGGAUUCAGCUGCCUAUGCCAUACAGGAGCUGCUGUCAAUCUAUGAAUGCAGAGAGGGAAGGAUUGAUUGUCCGGGGCGAAGGCUCUGGAGGAGAUUCCCAGAACAUGUUCAAGAGGUCCUGGAACCUCAUCUUAAUACAAGAUACAAAAGCUCCCGGAAAGCUGUAAACUGGUCUAAAAUGAAGAAGCCUAUUUACCUGAGCAAGUUAGGGAGUAACUUUGCAGAUUGGUCGGCAACCUGGGCAGGGUACCUUAUAACUAAGGUCAGGCAUGAACUUGCAAGAAGAGUCUUUAAUUCUUGCAGCAUAAUGAUGAAGCACGACUUCAAGGUGACCAUUUACCUUUUACCGCAUAUUCUGGUCUAUGUUUUGCUGGGCUGUAACAACGAGGAUCAGCAAGAGGUGUAUGCUGAGAUUAUGGCAGUUUUGAAGCACGAAGACCCAUGGGUUCGGCGAUUACAAGACAGUGCCUCGGAUCUGAGUCAGCUCAGUACACAGACUGUCUUCUCGAUGCUGGAUCAUCUCACUCAAUGGUCACGGGAGAGGUUUCAGGCGCUCAAUGCGGAAAAAACCUCCUCCAAGCCUGGGAACCGACUAGACCCAAAGAUAUCUCAAGAAGACCACCUAGAGUAUCAGAAUGUGACCAGGUUCUUAGAGCUUAUACCCCAAGACACUUUGGCCAUAGCUUCUUUCCGCUCCAAAGCCUAUACCAGAGCUGUCAUGUACUUCGAGUCCUUCAUUAUGGAGAAAAAGCAGGAGAUUCAGGAGCACCUUGGAUUUUUACAAAAAUUGUAUGCCGCUAUGCACGAGCCUGACGGGGUAGCUGGAGUAAGUGCCAUUCGCAAAAAGGAGGCGUCUUUGAAAGAGCAGAUCUUAGAGCAUGAAAGCAUCGGUUUGUUGCGAGAUGCCACUGCCUGCUAUGACCGAGCCAUUCAGCUGAAACCAGACGAGAUCACUCAUUAUCACGGAGUUGUGAAGUCCAUGCUGGGACUUGGCCAGUUAUCUACAGUAAUCACGCAAGUCAAUGGAGUACUGAACAGCAAACCCGAAUGGACAGCUGAAUUGAAUACAUAUAGAAUUGAGGCGGCAUGGAAACUGUCACAGUGGGAUUUGGUGGAGGAUUACCUGUCUGCAGAUAACAAAUCCACCGCUUGGAGUAUCAGACUUGGGCAGCUCCUGCUCUAUGCUAAGAAAAGUGAGAGGGAAUUGUUCUAUGAUACGCUCAAAGUGGUGCGAGCGGAGCAGAUCGUGCCUCUGUCAGCUGCUAGUUUUGAGAGAGGAUCCUAUCAACGUGGAUAUGAAUACAUUGUAAGGUUACACAUGUUGUGUGAACUUGAGCACAGCGUGAAGAUGUUGCUACAGAAACCUGCUGGGGAGCCUACAAAGGACACGCUGAACUGGCUGGCACGUCUAGAAAUGACCCAGAAUUCCUACAGGGCCAGGGAGCCCAUCUUGGCGCUGCGCAGAGCGUUGUUAACCAUCGACAAAAGACCUAAUCACACUGAUAUGAUUGGCGAGUGCUGGCUCCAAAGCGCUAGAGUCGCUCGCAAAGCGGGGCAUCACCAGGCAGCGUACAACGCUCUGCUCAACGCCGGGGACUCCAGACUGUCUGAGCUUAACGUCGAACGUGCUAAGUGGCUUUGGUCCAAGGGUGACGUGCACCAGGCUCUCAUCGUCCUUCAGAAGGGAGCGGAGUUAUUCUUGCCUGAUAACAGCGCCCCUCCAGAGCAGCAGCUCAUCCACGGCAGGGCUAUGUUACUGGUAGGACGUUUCAUGGAGGAAACCGCUAACUUUGAGAGCAACGCAGUGAUGAAAAAAUAUAAAGACGUAACCAGUCUGCUGCCCGAAUGGGAGGACGGCCAUUUCUAUCUUGCCAAGUAUUACGACAAGCUGAUGCCGAUGGUGACAGACAAUAAGAUGGAGAAACAGGGUGACCUAAUACGAUACAUAGUAUUUCACUUUGGCAGGUCUCUGCAAUACGGGAACCAGUACAUCUACCAGUCAAUGCCGCGCAUGCUCUCGUUAUGGCUGGACUUUGGAGCAAAAGUAUAUGAAUGGGAGAAAGCUGGCCGGGCUGACAGACUGCAAAUGAAAAAUGACUUGGUGAAGAUUAACAAGGUCAUUACAGACCAUAAAAAUCACCUGGCUCCUUACCAGUUCCUAACAGCCUUCUCUCAGCUGAUCUCCAGGAUCUGUCACUCCCAUGACGAAGUGUUCGCGGUGCUCAUGGAAAUUGUGGCCAAGGUCUUUGUGGCUUAUCCUCAGCAGGCCAUGUGGAUGAUGACUGCCGUAUCCAAGUCAUCGUAUCCAAUGCGUGUGAACAGAUGCAAGGAAAUACUCGAGAAAGCUAUUCACAUGAAGCCUGCUUUAGGGAAAUUCAUCGGUGACGCGACGCGGCUCACUGAUAAACUCCUAGAGCUGUGCAAUAAACCGGUGGACGGGAACACUGGCACUCUGAGCAUGAGUGUUCACUUUAGGCUGCUCAAGAAACUGGUUGAGGAACAAACAUUCAGUGAGAUCCUGAUUCCGUUACAGUCAGUGAUGAUCCCAACAUUGCCGUCUACUGCAGGGAAGCGCGACCACGCUGACCAUGAUCCUUUUCCGGGGCACUGGGCAUACAUCGCUGGUUUUGAUGAUGUUGUUGAGAUCCUGCCAUCUCUCCAGAAACCGAAGAAGAUCUCAUUGAAAGGAUCUGAUGGAAAAUCCUACAUUAUGAUGUGUAAACCAAAAGACGAUUUGAGGAAAGAUUGCAGACUUAUGGAGUUCAACUCCUUAAUUAACAAAUGUCUGCGUAAAGACGCAGAGUCCCGGAGGAGAGAGCUUCAUAUCCGAACCUAUGCCGUUAUUCCAUUGAACGACGAAUGUGGAAUAAUAGAAUGGGUUAAUAACACAGCAGGUUUCAGGAACAUACUAAUCAAAUUGUACAAGGAGAAAGGGAUAUACAUGGGUGGAAAGGAUCUUCGCCAGUGUAUGCUUUCCAAGAGCGCCCAUCUACAGGAAAAGCUGAAGAUGUUUAAGGAGACUCUUCUGCCUCGUCAUCCUCCAGUAUUCCACGAAUGGUUUCUUAGAACAUUUCCUGAUCCUAUUUCUUGGUACAAUAGUAGGUCAGCCUACUGUCGGUCGACUGCUGUGAUGUCCAUGGUUGGUUAUAUACUGGGUCUUGGGGACCGACAUGGAGAGAACAUUCUAUUUGAUUCAUUUACUGGGGAAUGUGUGCAUGUGGAUUUCAAUUGUCUCUUUAACAAGGGAGAAACAUUUGAAGUUCCAGAAAUUGUCCCAUUCCGCUUGACUCAUAACAUGGUUAACGGGAUGGGCCCCAUGGGGACAGAAGGUCUCUUUCGCCGAGCAUGUGAAGUCACCAUGAGGUUAAUGAGAGACCAGAGGGAACCAUUGAUGAGCGUCCUGAAGCCUUUUCUGCACGACCCUUUGGUAGAAUGGAGUAAACCGGCGAGGGGUGGCAGCAAAGUUCAAGCAAAUGAAACGGGAGAAGUUAUCAAUGAAAAGGCUAAAACACAUGUGCUGGACAUAGAACAGCGCUUACAGGGAGUAAUUAAGACUCGGAAUCGUGUGAAAGGACUCCCGCUGUCCAUUGAAGGACACGUUCACUACCUGAUCCAAGAAGCUACUGACGAGAACCUUCUGAGCCAGAUGUACCUGGGCUGGGCACCGUAUAUGUGA
This is a messenger RNA of Spea bombifrons (plains spadefoot toad), 8001 nucleotides long. It is a transcript of the gene ATR, whose product is annotated as ATR serine/threonine kinase. The record is from RefSeq and is a predicted model, not a curated record. NCBI's taxonomy places the organism in Eukaryota, Metazoa, Chordata, Amphibia, Anura, Pelobatidae. Gene Ontology annotation, cellular component: nucleus. Gene Ontology annotation, biological process: protein phosphorylation; telomere maintenance; DNA damage checkpoint signaling. Bases 52 to 8001 code for a protein of 2649 amino acids. Gene Ontology annotation, molecular function: protein serine/threonine kinase activity; protein binding. The transcript is spliced from 47 exons.